UGAAUUGAAAAAAAUUGAAUUGAUUUGCAAGGUUUCAUCUCAUGAUAUAAAAUGAAUGACCACGAAAUACUGGCUACCAGAGAAGUAAAAAUGAAAUUUUUCUCCACGCUUAUCUUCGUUGUUUUGUUGAUCCUUGUGGCUGGAGCGGCAGCUCAUGGUCAUGGGGGUCAUGGAGGCCCUGGAGGACCAAAUGGAAAACCACCAAAGGGACCACCUUCUGGGGGAAAACCACCAGGUCCACCACCAAGUGGAGACAGUCCCAGCACAACAACGGAAGCCAGUUCAUCUUAAUGAAUGAAUACUUCGAAUAUUCACUGUUAAGAAUUUGAUAAUCUUUCGACCAAAAAUUAACUUCUGUGAAAACUUCUAUAAGCAAAUAUAACUGGCGUGUAAUUUAAUCUCUUUUCAUCUUAUAACAUAAGAAAAGCUUGUACACAAAAAAUCAA
Coccinella septempunctata (seven-spotted ladybird) is the source of this 446-nucleotide messenger RNA. Its product is annotated as histidine-rich glycoprotein-like. The transcript has 2 exons. The record is from RefSeq and is a predicted model, not a curated record. Bases 52 to 291 code for a protein of 79 amino acids. NCBI's taxonomy places the organism in Eukaryota, Metazoa, Arthropoda, Insecta, Coleoptera, Coccinellidae.